AUGCCGCCGCCAAAGAAACACAGUGCUACCAGCGCUCCCACACCGAAGCCAGCAACACCACCCACAGCAAUCACGGUUGUGUCUGACACUUCACCAUCUACUAAGCAUGAACACGUUGGCAAGCACAUGGCCUACGAAUCACCGUUGAAGAAGCUAAAAAAAACCAUGAGCCAACACAAACGGCAGCUCUUCACGACCAUCGACGAGCUACGCGAGUUCAUCCAAAUCAAUGACACUUCUCUACCUGCGCACUGCGGAUUUGUCAGAAUCCAGGCGCGACUGUUGUGGUUCGAACCCCAAACAGUGGCUGGCACACGCGUAUUGAGACUUUACUUGGGUGAGCAGCAAGAUCCAGAGCCCUUUGAGCAACAACGACAAGAGUAUCAGAAAGCGCAGCGAGAAGACGAAUUUGAAACGAACCAAUUUCUCAUAACGCUGUCCCUCUAUGAGAUCGCCCCCGAUCACCCUGCUUUGCCUUCGCCAGGAUCGGUCAUCGCGUUCAAUCCGACCAAACUUAAGCUUUACCGAAACUGCUGCCAGCGUGCAGCACUGUAUGACGACGAAGUGGUGGACGAUGUCGAGAGUUUACGCAAGAAGUGCAAGCUGGAAGAGGGAGAGAAGGCCAACGAGGGCACAGCUGAUAGCGAUAGCUCUAGCGACUCGAGUGAUAGUUACGAAGAGGCUCCAAACACUAUCUCGCUCAGUCUCUCAUCUUCAGAGGACGAAAGUGACGAUGACAGCGACUAA
Molecule: messenger RNA, 747 nt
Organism: Phytophthora nicotianae INRA-310
Lineage: Eukaryota; Oomycota; Peronosporomycetes; Peronosporales; Peronosporaceae
Exons: 4
Coding region: 1-747 (248 amino acids)
Source: RefSeq, a predicted model, not a curated record